Messenger RNA from Symbiodinium necroappetens, 1203 nucleotides. The record is from the annotation of a GenBank genome assembly. NCBI's taxonomy places the organism in Eukaryota, Dinophyceae, Suessiales, Symbiodiniaceae.
AUGGCGGUGCUUGGCCUCGUGAUGGCCAUGGCCUUCCCGUCCCACGCCUGGGCUUUGAUCGACGUGCGUCUCAAGCCGGCCUCGCGCCCCCUUCCCCCAGGACACCUGGCCCGAUGGAGCUGGCAGGCGCCGGGUGCUGUUCAGUUCAAUGUCACAUCGAAGGAAAAAACGCUGCUGGAUUUCUACGUGGUUUCAGGAUCCCGGGCAGAGCUGCACUGGCAGCGAUGGAUCCAGGAGGUGGAGCCUGCUUGCAAGCAGUGCCCUGACUUCCACCUCUACCAGCCACUGGGAGGGAACGAGACGUUGCUCAUUGUCAGCAACAAGGACGGGCAAGUGGGCGUGCAGUUGGAGUUCGUGGAGACCCUGUUCGGCGUGGAGUCCUGCAUGGAGGAGUGUUUCCUGAAGCCGACGGAUUUCGUGGCCGCAGCAGUGGCGGCAGCUUCGCUCUUGUGCUGCGGCUUCCUUCUCAGCCGAUCCCUGGCCCGAGAUGAGCGCGAGGGCUCUGGUGAAGGCACCGGGGAUGCCCGCCCUUGGGAUGAAGCCUGGGCACCGCAUCUGCUACAGUGCAAGAGGCCGCCAAAGCCUGCUGAGUCGUGGAGAGCGUGGAUUCUGCACGCCUGCAUCGUGACCUACCCGUGGAAUCCCUGGUGCAACGAUCCCCUGACUUUCGGCUUCCGUUGCCUCGUCCUGGUUGUCAGCUGGGGGUUGACGCUCUUCGUGUCCACCCUGUAUGGCGAUGUCUUCGGCGAGUGGGACCGAAGCAGCGUGAGGGUGGGCGCAGGGUCCCUGACGGACAACGGGUCCGGAGAUGGGGAGGCCCCGAGCAUGGCAGGUGUCAUGCUGAUCUCCAGUCUAUCCAUGCUCAUGGAGACGGUUUUGCGGAUCCUCGCGCUGAGCAUCUUCCGGUGCAGCUUGGCGGCUUCGCGUGUCCAGCGCAGGUGGAGAACCAAGGCGAGUUCGCUCGGACUUGCUGCAGCUGUCGUGGCGGCCUGUGUUAUUUACCCACUGACGGACGUCCUCUCGAAGCAUCGCUGCGGCUAUGUGCAGCACCUCUUCUUGCAGUUCUUGGUGUCAGAGUCCGUCCGUGGGCUGCCUUUGGCUGCAGUUGUCGCUUCCAUUCAGUAUGGCUUACUCAAGGCCUUCGGAGGCGGAGCCAACCUGAGAGAGCUGGCAUUGUCGGAGCUGAGUUUUGAUGCCUCCUGA